AUGUUGUCACAUAAAAGCUCUGAAUUUUCAUUUUGUAGCUACAUUUUCAGUGUACGAUUAAAACGUGUAUUUUAUUUUACCAGAAAAAAAAAUCAAACUGUCGAGCGGAAACGACUUUGGGUGUCUACGUCACUGUUCGAAUCUGACAGCAUCUGCGACCAUUUUACUCAGUGGUGUCUCGUGCUGUUACGGUAAAGGAAUUAAGAAAAACAAAUCGUGAAAAAGAACUCAUCUGGAAAUGGACGGUGAUGUGGCAGUUGGCGUUAAGAGAGGCUCAGACGAACUGAACCUCUACAGCAGCAGCCCCAACUCUGUUACAGCCAACGGCGGCGACAGCAAGAAGCUGAGGGUGGAGGAGCGAGCCGAGAGCCCCCCUUCCCGCGUGCUCCACAUCCGCAAGCUCCCCAGCGAGGUGUCGGAGACCGAGGUCAUCGCCCUGGGCCUGCCCUUCGGCAAGGUCACCAACAUCCUGAUGCUGAAGGGGAAGAACCAGGCCUUCCUGGAGCUGGGCACCGAGGAGGCCGCCGUUACCAUGGUGAACUACUACACGGCCGUCACGCCUCAGGUGCGGAACGUUCCCGUGUUCAUCCAGUUCUCCAACCACAAGGAGCUGAAGACCGACAGCGCCCUCAACCAGAGAGCUCAGGCGGUGCUGCAGGCGGUGUCGGCGGUGCAGGAGGGGGGCUCCCCUAGCUCUGACCCCGGGGCCCUGGACAGCCUGGCCCCAGCCCCCAGUCCUGUCCUCAGGAUCAUCAUAGACAACAUGUUCUACCCUGUCACCCUGGACGUGCUGCAGCAGAUUUUCUCCAAGUUCGGCACAGUGAUGAAGAUCAUCACCUUCACCAAGAACAACCAGUUCCAGGCAUUGCUGCAGUUCAGCGAGCCUGUCAAUGCCCAACAGGCCAAGCUGUCUCUAGACGGUCAGAACAUCUAUAACUCCUGCUGCACCCUGCGUAUUGACUUCUCUAAGCUGGUCAACCUGAACGUGAAGUACAACAACGAUAAGAGUCGUGACUACACACGGCCAGAGCUGCCCGCGGGAGACGGCCAGCCUCCCGUCGACCCCAACAUGGCUGGCCUCGGCAAGGACUCCUCCUCCCUGCUGGGCACUCCCUCCGGCAUGGUGGGCCCCUACUCUGGAGGUGGAGCCUAUGGAUCCUCUCUCUCUCUCUCCCAGGGCGGAGGUACCAUCAGUCCCCUGAGUGCGGCAGCAGCAGCGGCAGCAGCAGCAGGCAGGGUUGCUCUGUCUGGACACUCUGGAGUCAGCGGAGUCCUGCUGGCCAGCAACCUCAACGAGGAGAUGAUCACGCCCCACAGUCUCUUUACUCUCUUUGGGGUGUACGGUGAUGUGCAGCGCGUGAAGAUCCUCUACAACAAGAAGGACAGCGCUCUCAUCCAGUUAGCUGAUGGGAAUCAGGCCCAGCUAGCUAUGAGCCACCUGAACGGUCAGAAGAUGUACGGUAAGAUCAUCCGUGUGGCGCUGUCCAAGCACCAGACGGUGGCUCUCCCCCGGGACGGGCUGGAUGACCAGGGCCUCACCAAGGACUUCAGCAACUCCCCCUUGCACCGCUUCAAGAAGCCCGGCUCCAAGAACUUCCAGAACAUCUUCCCCCCCUCCUCCACGCUCCACCUCUCCAACAUCCCGGAGGACGUGACAGAAGAAGACAUCAGCCUGCUGUUCUCCAACGCUGGAGGCACGGUGAAGGCGUUCAAGUUCUUCCAGGACCACAAGAUGGCGCUGCUUCAGAUGAGCACGGUGGAGGAGGCCAUCCAGGGGCUUAUCGAUCUCCACAACUACGACAUGGGAUCCAACCACCACCUCAAGGUCUCCUUCUCCAAGUCCACCAUCUAGAUGAGGGGGAGGAGCCACACAACAGACUCCUCGCCUAACCCCGCCCCUUGUCCCACAGCCACGCCCACUUGGAUUGGCCUCACCCCUAGUAGUCACCGUCUCCAUGGAAACCAUGGAGAGUCCCAUAUGCUAGGAGAAACCAGGGCAUCCAGUCGUUCCUUUUUUAGACGAUUGAUAAUUUGACUAUUGUUGUUGUUGUUAGUGUAGUGUAUUGAUAUUAAAGCUCCGCUUAGGAUAUGAAGAAGGAAUUAACAAGUCUGUCCUCUUAUGACUGCCUCUAAUACCCAAGACCCCGUCCCCAUCUGUGUGUUCUAGACAGGCUCCGCCCCCUCCUGUGUGUUCUAGACAGGCUCCGCCCCCUCCUGUGUGUUCUAGACAGGCUCCGCCCCCUCUGUGUGUUCUAGACAGGCUCCGCCCCCUCUGUGUUUGUAUAGAAGAGGAGUUUCUUUAUUUUGAUUAGAUUGAAUCAGCAAACAUGUGCCUUACUCUGAAAAAUAUUAUCAAUACUCCACUUGCGUUUUUCUCCCCAGAGAUAUAGGGUUAGGCACAUUCUGAUUGUUGUUUUUCCCCCAUUAUCUUCUAUUUUGUACAGAACCCCCCCCCCCCCCCCCCCCCCCCCCGUUUUGGUUUCAAGUUUAUUUGCAUAUAGUUGUUAACUCGUAGACACACACACACAGUUUAAGCUAGAAUUUUUGGGGGGCUUUUGAUGUUUUGACCAGUACCAGGAAGUCGUUUUAACCGCCCCCCCUCCCCCAAAACCUCUUGGGGUUGUCAUGGAUACGUUGGUCAAGAGGACCACAUAUCCCCCUCUCCUCGUUUCUAUUGCAUGAAGAUGAACUGAUACGUACAGCAUGUGACGCUGAUGAUGAUGAAGGUGAAGGUGAUGAUGAUGAAGGUGAUGACGGUGAUGGUGUUUUUGUGAUUGUAGAAGAGAAACUGAUUCUUCUUGGGACCAAAGUUGAUGUGCCUUUCAUCGUCCUUUACUGCUGUGGGUGUUAAACCCGCUCUCCUCUGUUCUGUUAAAACAUGUUUCAGUAUCAAGCCAUGUGUGAAGGAAGAAACCUCAUGAGCUGAACAAUCUUCUGUGAUGUUGAUGCUUUUACAAAAGGAAAAGGGGAAAAUGUAAAAAAACAAAUGUUUUUGUGCACAUUUUUUAUGCAUCUUCAGUUAAAAGUUGUUGCCACGUUUGAGAAAAAAAAAAAAGAUUUAAAAGUUUGAUUUAGUUUUGAUUGGACUGUGUUGGAAUGAUGUUCUAUUUGAGUUUCAGUUUCUUCAUAUGAGUUGUGAUCCUGCUCAGUGUGGAUCGGAGAAGGCUCAAUUAAACGUCCCUUUGCUACACACUGAA
Molecule: messenger RNA, 3197 nt
Organism: Hypomesus transpacificus
Lineage: Eukaryota; Metazoa; Chordata; Actinopteri; Osmeriformes; Osmeridae
Product: polypyrimidine tract-binding protein 2-like
Exons: 14
Coding region: 239-1852 (537 amino acids)
Biological process (GO): regulation of RNA splicing; mRNA processing
Cellular component (GO): nucleus
Molecular function (GO): mRNA binding
Source: RefSeq, a predicted model, not a curated record